Molecule: messenger RNA, 3036 nt
Organism: Toxoplasma gondii ME49
Lineage: Eukaryota; Apicomplexa; Conoidasida; Eucoccidiorida; Sarcocystidae
Product: histone H2Ba
Exons: 1
Coding region: 267-617 (116 amino acids)
Biological process (GO): nucleosome assembly
Cellular component (GO): nucleosome
Molecular function (GO): DNA binding; protein heterodimerization activity; structural constituent of chromatin
Source: RefSeq, a predicted model, not a curated record
AGCCAGAAAACAGGAGGAACUAGCCAGGACGGGGGUGUGGAGGAAACGGGUUACGACGACGUGUUCCCCUACGGUGUCGCUUGCAGCGCGCUGCGCCAAGGUGGGGAAGACGCGAUUGGUCGGUCGACACACCCUCCACUACAAUCGUUCUUCUGGAUUUCUGCCCAUUUUACGCAAAGCAAGACCGACCUGUGCUUUUUUGCACGCACGCGUGUUUUCGCAUUUCAGAGUCUCUGGAGAGAGUGUUUCCUCCGUGUGUCGACAAAAUGGUGGCCAAGAAGUCCGCGAAAUCCGCCAAGCCUAAGGCUUCCGGCAAGUCUGGCAAGGGCAAGAAGAAGCGCGCUGAGUCGUACAGCUCGUACAUCUUCAAGGUUUUGAAGCAGGUGCACCCUGAGACUGGCAUCAGCAAGAAGUCCAUGAUGAUCAUGACUUCCUUCAUUGCUGAUACCUUCGACAAGAUCGCCUCGGAGGCUGGCAAGCUCUGCAAGUACAACAAAAAGGACACUCUGUCCUCCCGGGAAAUCCAGACCGCCGUUCGUCUGGUUCUCCCCGGAGAACUCGCAAAGCACGCUGUGUCUGAGGGCACCAAGGCCGUCACCAAGUACACCGGCAAGUAAAUUGCGAAAAAACGCCCUCCACGUCAUCUAGACGGGGCAAAUGGCGCAGACGCCGCUGAAUGAUUCUCUCAAGUAGUCUCGGCAGUUUACACUUCGUUUUUCAUGGCUCGAUUUUGCAUCCUGUGCAGUCCUGUCAUAACCAACUUAGGCUUCACUAGAAGCCACCAAACAAUUUUCCCACAGGGGUCCAAUGCUCUGUCGGUGUCAGCACCGAUGAGCACCAAUGAGUGAAAACCAGUGCGCUGUGUCGUUUGUCUUUGGCGACACAACACUGUCUUAGCGGGGUAACCAAUCGCAAGGCCGAGAAACAGUGUUCGGGAGGAGGAGGUGGUGACGUCUUUUUCUGACAUGAAUCCGGAGCAGGGAGUGACCUAAUCCUGUCAGACCUUGCCGGGUAUUUGACAGUGCUCUCAGAGUUUACCCUUUCUCUCCCCAUUCGCUGGGAUUGCGUGUGAGUGGUACGAUUCCCCAUAGGCGUGCGCUGCAAAAUUCAGUGCAGCUGUUUCCUAAUUUUUUUAUCGUCGGGUCUUGCGAAUUCUUCUGUGUAGCUCUUGCGGCGUGUGAGGGGUCCGGAUUUUUUUUCUUGCCGUAAGCACCUACACACAUUGUUGCAGGGCAGAUGGUAGGCCGUUUUUUGAUUCGUCACAGGGCUUUUCGCUGAGUGCUCCGUCGCUUCAGUAAUUUUCACAGGGGACAGACACCGCCGGAAUCAGAGAUGGCACUGAAUCUUCUGAAACUUGUCGGAACUCCAUGGUGUGUAGGGUCUGGGGUGCUCAUGUCAAUUCAUCCCUCUUCUGUAAUUUGCUUCAUGUUUAUAAUGUAUCGACUGAGGUGAAAGACCUCACACACCAAAUGUUUACGUUGUUCCGUUCCGCCGAGUUAUUCUCAAGCGUAGGUCUUGGUUCAUAUGUUGUGUGAGUCUUAUUGGAAUGCAUCGGUAGAGUGAGUGUUGAAUGCAGGUUCGUAGGAGUUAGAGUGUCUUUUCUCACCCUCCACAAAGUCGUCAGAACGCACCACAGGGUUGCCUAAGUAGUGGAUGAUUCUGCAGGAUUCCGCAGUAGCGUCGCUGUUCACGGGCUAUCAUAACGUGCAUAACUUUAUGUGAACCCGUUUUGGUAUGCUUCGGUUUGAAGGCUGAUACAUCACGAAAGUCUCGUAUUUGCGCCACUUGCGCUGCUGACCGCUGCUGCGCAACAGCUCUUCCAGUUUUCUGUGCCACCAUACGGUAGAGCACUGACACCGUGUUACGCAGGUGGCGCGGGUUCAUGGAAGAUAUAAAGUGCGUCACGCAUGCGCAUUGACUUUGGCUCUGCGAGGUUACGUGAUGCUAGAACACUUGGAACCUAACGGCGGCCCUACUCUUUUCCAAGAACAGCAAAGGUCAUGCUUCUCUCCAAGAAUUCUGACGGUGAAAUCAGAAAAGCUGGCAGUACCACGUCGGCUCUUGGUUCUAUGGUGUAGCGGUUAGCACUGCGGACUCUGAAUCCGCCGACCUGGGUUCAAAUCCCAGUAGGACCUUUGUAGAGUUUUUCCUUCCUCGUUCAAAAUGCUCUUUCUACUGUUCCCUUCAGGUCACACGGUAGAUUCUUUAGCCUUCCUGUUAAAAGUGUCUCGAGCGCUUCGGGAAUCUCCGGAUCCUCCCGUGAGGAAACGGUCUGUCCGUACGCCGUCUCUGUAUCCGAUGGUGUUCCGCCUCCGGUGUGAGUGCGAAAAUGCGCAAGCGUAAAGGAUAAAAAUGCGUUUGCUCUCUAUUACGAGUUCCCUUAUGAUUUCCUUGCUUUCUUCAAGAUUCCAGAUUGUUUGCAUUUCGUUUAUCUGGUGAAUGUGCCUGCACGGAGGAGGUCGUGGCGACGCGACGAGUAGGAGCAUUGCAAGUCUCGUGGCAGAAAAAUUUGCGGGUUCGAUUCCCGGCGGUCGCACCUUUAGUUUGGCUUUUUUCCUUUGAUAUUUAGCCGGAAAAAGAGUUCAGCAUGCGCGCCCACACAUGCAGGGAUGAUAGGUUUUUGCCCAUCUUCAGAUGCACAGUGAAUAGGUCCGUGGGCGCAGCAGCUUUUUCCUGCUGACUACUUUUCUUCCCCUCUCUUCCGUUUCUAAUACACACACACACACACACUUCGGUGCCUAGACAGAUUCCUGCAUAUCGCACCUAAAUGGCAUUUUCUAGCGUAUUCUGAGGUGUGAAGAGGAACUCCACUGAACAUCGGUGGCUGCUUACUAUCUGUGUCACCAACACGGAUCUGCAUCUGGCCUUGAACUAUAUCUACGCCACUGAAGUGGACGCCGAAGAAAUGCACGCAGCCAUCUUACUAAUUGAUUGUCGGACUUUCCAAGAAGAACUGACCUUUCCGGUAACGCGUGUGACACCUGAGGCACACCAACGGCUUUCCUCCGAACUGAGUUGAAAGCUGCUCCGCGCCGC